Molecule: messenger RNA, 2238 nt
Organism: Plenodomus lingam JN3
Lineage: Eukaryota; Fungi; Ascomycota; Dothideomycetes; Pleosporales; Leptosphaeriaceae
Source: RefSeq, a predicted model, not a curated record
AUGUCGUCGCGCCAGGUCGACGUCUUCGAGUACUCCAUUCGCCCCACGGUCGACGACAUUUUGAAUGGAUACAAUGGCACCGUGUUUGCCUACGGGCAGACGGGUGCGGGAAAGUCCUAUACCAUGAUGGGUAGCGACAUCGACGACGAGGUGGGCAAGGGUGUCAUUCCACGUAUCAUUCAACAGAUCUUUGCGAGCAUUCUGGCCUCACCGAGUAAUAUCGAAUACACGGUGCGGGUCAGCUACAUGGAGAUCUACAUGGAGCGCAUUCGCGAUCUACUACAGCCUCAAAACGACAAUCUGCCUGUCCACGAAGACAAGGCCAGGGGUGUAUACGUCAAAGGCUUGCUGGAAGUGUACGUCUCGACGGAGGAGGAGGUCUACGAAGUGCUGCGAAGAGGUGGAUCAGCAAGAGCAGUAUCUGCCACCAACAUGAACGCGGAAUCGUCACGAUCUCAUUCCAUCUUCCUCGUCACCAUCACGCAGAAGAACGUCGAGACGGGAUCACAAAAGAGCGGGCAGCUUUUCUUGGUCGAUUUGGCUGGUUCUGAGAAGAUUGGAAAAACGGGCGCAAGUGGACAGACGCUUGAAGAAGCCAAAAAGAUCAACAAGAGCUUGAGUGCGCUGGGAAUGGUCAUCAACUCGUUGACGGACAACAAGACUUCGCAUAUCCCAUACCGAGAUUCAAAACUCACACGUAUUCUGCAGGAAUCGCUGGGUGGUAACUCCCGCACAACGCUGAUCAUCAACUGCUCGCCAAGUAGUUACAACGACGUUGAGACACUGGGAACACUCCGCUUUGGUAUGCGAGCAAAGACAAUCAAGAACAAGGCCAAGGUCAACGCAGAGCUCAGUCCGGCCGAACUCAAGGCUAUGCUCAAGAAGGCGCAAAGCCAGGUUACCACAUUCGAGAACUAUAUCUCUGCCGUCGAAACCGAGGUCUCUCUAUGGCGUGCAGGAGAGUCAGUUCCCAAGGAGAAAUGGACUGCACCUCUAGAGACAUCAUCUGGUACUGGAAAGAGGCCGCCUUCAGCACCGCGAACAGGAACACCAUCAAGACUAGAAUCCACAAGAAGCUCUGAGACACCAUCUCGGCCAGAUUCGCGAAUGGACAUGGACCGUGCAGGCACACCCAGCAUUCCUCUGGAGAAGGAUGAAAAGGAUGAAUUCUUGAGGCGAGAAAAUGAGCUCCAAGAUCAAGUCGCGGAGAAGGAGACGUUGCUUGCCAAGGUCGAAGAUCAACUCCGGACCGUCAAGGAUGAGCUCCAGUACUACAAGGAACGAGACUCCAAGACGAACAAGGAAAAUGAGCGAAUCACACUGGAGCUCAAUGAGAUGCGUAUGCAGGUCGAAAAGAUCCAGUUUGAGAGCAAGGAGGCGCAAAUCACCAUGGAUGGACUCAAAGAGGCCAAUGCAGAGCUUACUGCCGAACUUGACGACGUCAAACAACAACUGUUGGAUGCGAAGAUGAAUGCCAAAGAGACUAGCGCAGCCAUUGACGAGAAGAAGAGGAAGAAGGCUGAAGCGAUGGCGCAGAUGAUGGCUGGGUUCGAUCUGGGCGGCGAGGUCUUCAGCGACAACGAGCGCACCCUGCGCAAGAUUAUCGAGCAAAUCGACCAACUGCACGAGAUGAGCGCGUCAGGUGAGGCCAUCGCUCCAGAUGCGAUUCUGGAGCUGCGCGAGAAGCUUGUGGAGACCCAAGGCAUCGUACGCCAGGCCGAGCUGUCUCUCACAAGUCGGAGCGAAGAAGACACUGUACACAAUAAGCGACGAGAGGCUCUUGAAGCACGUUGCGCCAACCUGCAAACGCAGUAUGAAGAGCUUCUGGAACGCAAUCUGUCGGAAGAGGACCGUGAAGAGAUCAAGUCGCGACUUGCAGACGCAUACUCUGCGAGACAAGAAGGCAACCUCGAGCUCACGGAAAGUCUCAAGCAAGACCUCGCGAAGAAGGCAGAGGAAAACCAGUUGUUGAAGACGGAGAUUGAGAGCCUCCAACAGCGCAUCAAGAGCGGUGCGAUUGUGAAUGGCGUUGCCAACGGUAUCGGUGGCAAGACGGUACAACAACAAAUCGCUGAAUUUGACACGAUGAAGAAGAGCCUGAUGCGUGAUCUUCAGAACCGAUGCGAACGCGUAAGUUACCCCUCGUCUCCCUAUGAACCUCUGCCACGUAGCACAGCAACACCAACUAACAAAAUCCUUGUUUCCUCCACAGGUUGUCGAGCUCGAAAUCUCUCUUGA